This is a messenger RNA of Chondrus crispus (carragheen), 726 nucleotides long. RefSeq names its product Putative PCSF-30. The record is from RefSeq and is a predicted model, not a curated record. Lineage: Eukaryota; Rhodophyta; Florideophyceae; Gigartinales; Gigartinaceae. Gene Ontology annotation, molecular function: RNA binding; metal ion binding. Bases 1 to 726 code for a protein of 241 amino acids. The transcript has a single exon.
AUGCCGUCGAUCGUGUCUGGCGACACGGCAAUAGCGCCCCUGGGGAACCAAGUAUUCCGGUUUGAAGUCGAGAACGGUCUUGACGAAGUGCGUCGCCUUGACGAGACGGCCUCUGGCACCUCGACGGAUUUGUGCCCAUAUUUCUUUUCUCCAAAUGGAUGCACGAGAGGGGAUCGAUGCCAAUGGCGGCACGCGCGCAACGACAAGUUAAUUGUGUGCAAACAUUACUUGCGGGGGCUGUGCAAGAAGCAGGACUUGUGUGACUAUCUGCACUCAGUUGACUACGGACGAAUGCCAGAGUGUUUUUUCUUUUCAAAAUAUGGCGAGUGUUCUAAUGCUGAGUGUCCUUAUCGUCACGUGGACCCGGAGAAAAAGAGAAACGAGUGCCCGUAUUAUGGCAGGGGCUUUUGUAGACACGGGCCCAAAUGCCGACAUCGACAUGUGAAGAAAGUGGCCUGCUCAAACUAUUUGUCCGGGUUUUGCAAAGAUGGACCAGAUUGCGUGUUUGGACACGCGCGGUUCGAGAUUGCACGGAAUGUGGACGACGAGGAUACGUUUAGCAAUGGGAUUGAUCGGUUCGGGUUUGGACGGUCGCGCGGACCCGCGCCAAGACUGAUUACGUUGGAGAACGGGAUGCUAGCGACUGCAGCGGCGGUGCCCGGCAUGCCGUUGGGGCGGGCUGCAGCUGCUGGAGGGUCGGGAAUGGCACCGCAGGGCAAACGGUAG